Danio aesculapii is the source of this 1760-nucleotide messenger RNA. RefSeq lists its product as uncharacterized. Gene Ontology annotation, molecular function: GTP binding. Lineage: Eukaryota; Metazoa; Chordata; Actinopteri; Cypriniformes; Danionidae. The transcript is spliced from 3 exons. Bases 95 to 1573 code for a protein of 492 amino acids. The record is from RefSeq and is a predicted model, not a curated record.
GCUUCUUCUGGCUGCUGUCACAUUACAACUUUGGAGGAUUCCUCAAGAAAACUAAAGUUAUAUUGGAAGUGGAGUCUAUUCGAGCUGAUCACUGAUGUACAGAUUCGACCAAAUGGCAAAUACACGUGUAGAGCCUGGUCUGAGGAUUGUUCUUCUGGGCAAAACUGGAUCUGGAAAAAGUGCGACAGGAAACACAAUCCUGGGACGAAAGGCUUUUGAAGUGGGUGAAUCAAUGAUAUCAAAGAGUAAACUGUGUGAGAAAGAGGAAGCAGCAGUUGGUGGAAGACGGUCCGUCUCUAUAGUCGACACUCCAGGACUGUUUAACACAGAUGUGCCCAAACGGCAGCUGAAAGCUGAAUUACAGAAGUGUGUGCAUCUGUGUGCUCCUGGUCCUCAUGUGUUUCUGCUGGUGCUCAAACUGGGCGUGAUAUUCACACAAGAGGAGAGAGAGACGGUCAAAUGGAUUCAGGAGAACUUCGGGAAACAAGCUUUGUGUCGUACGAUCAUUGUGUUCACUCACGCUGACCAGCUGAAGGGAAAACCUGUAGAACAGUACAUCAGCCAAAGCAGAGAUUUACAGAACGUUAUUAAAAUAUGUGAUGGUAGAUAUCUCUCAUUCAACAACCAGGAGAAAAGGAAUCAAAGUCAAGUCACAGAACUGCUGAAGAUGAUCGAUGAGAUGAUGGAGGAGAAUGAUAAGAGACAUUACACUAUUAACAUGUUUCAUACAGCUCAGAGAAAUAUCAAGCAGAAACCGACAAUGAAAUACAUUUCUGCUUAUCUAUUAUUGCUUAUCAUUAUUCUGCUAUCAGUUAUUGGUGUGAUUUAUAUUUCAUAUUCACUGCUGCCAAACUCUCAGUCACAGAAGCAGGAGGGAUUUCCAUUGCAGGACAAAGAAAUGGUGCCGACACAACAGUGUGAGAAUGAGCAGUUACACAGCUGCCAUCAUGCGAUAGAUGAGGUUAAAGCCAUAAAAGAAGAAGAAUCUGGAGGAGAAGACGACCUUAAAACUAAAGAAGAAGAAGAACCUGGAGGAAAAGACGACCUUAAAACUGAAGAAGUUGAAGAAGAAGCUGGAGGAGAAGAUGAGCUUCAAACUAAAGAAGAAGAAGAAGAAAAAGAAGAAUCAGGAGGAAAAGAUGACCUUAAAACUGAAGAAGAAUCUGGAGGAAAAGACGACCUUAAAACUAGAGAAGAAUCGCUGUUGGAGAAGAUAUUGUCACAGCUGCUGGAUGAGAUGAUGUCACAGAUGAAGAAGGAGAUGAUGUCACAGAUGAAGGAGGAGAUGAUGUCACAGAUUAAGAAGAAGAAUAUGUCACAGAUGAAGGAGAAAAUGGUGUCAGAGCUGCUGGAGAAAAUGAUGUCUCAGCUGCAGGAGAUGAUGUCACAGAAUCAGGAGGAGAUGGUGUCACAGCUGAAGGAGAAGAUGAUGUCACAGAUGAAGGAGAAGUACAUGCUACAGGUGCUGGAGGAGGUUAAUUCGCAGAUGAAGGAGAUGAUGUCACAGAAAAAGGAGGAGUCGAUGUCACAGAUGAAGGAGAUAACAGGCUUGUUUGAGAUGAGCAAAAUCUGAGCAGAAUCGAUCAUUGCAUGCUGGUUAGAAAUGUGUUUGACUUACGUCCUCCCUGCUCUGAUGUCCUGCUGAUGUCCUGCAAUAGCAGCAAGUGCAGGAUACAGGUAUACGUUAUAAGUGCAGUUAUAGAAAAAACUAUGGUAAUAUUUACAGAUGGAUGUACUAUGAACAUUAUAUACAGGUUGUA